This is a messenger RNA of Aspergillus clavatus NRRL 1, 822 nucleotides long. It is a transcript of the gene hapE, whose product is annotated as CCAAT-binding factor complex subunit HapE. The record is from RefSeq and is a predicted model, not a curated record. The coding region runs from base 1 to 822 and encodes 273 amino acids. The transcript has 4 exons. Gene Ontology annotation, biological process: regulation of DNA-templated transcription. Gene Ontology annotation, cellular component: nucleus; CCAAT-binding factor complex. NCBI's taxonomy places the organism in Eukaryota, Fungi, Ascomycota, Eurotiomycetes, Eurotiales, Aspergillaceae. Gene Ontology annotation, molecular function: DNA-binding transcription activator activity, RNA polymerase II-specific; protein heterodimerization activity; DNA binding.
AUGGAUCAAUCUUCGCAAAGCGCCGGACAACAGCAGGGUAGACAGCAGCCAGUGUAUGACACAAGAAAUGGUGGCCAUUAUGAACUGACUUGGAUGCGACAGCUUUCAGCACAAGGGUAUGCACCUGUCGCCGAGCUCUACACCGGAACGUGGGCCAACGUCAAUCAAGGAUUGCAAGGGACAGCCCGGGAUAUUUUAACAACGUACUGGCAACACAUCAUCAAUCACCUCGAGUCAGACAAUCAUGACUACAAAAUCCAUCAGUUGCCGUUGGCUCGGAUCAAGAAGGUUAUGAAAGCAGAUCCCGAAGUGAAGAUGAUCUCAGCCGAGGCACCUAUUCUGUUCGCGAAGGGCUGUGAUAUUUUCAUUACAGAGCUAACAAUGCGCGCUUGGAUACACGCCGAAGACAACAAGCGACGCACCCUGCAAAGAUCGGAUAUCGCGGCCGCGUUAUCCAAAUCCGACAUGUUCGAUUUUCUCAUUGACAUAGUGCCCCGCGAAGAAGCGACUUCUCAUGCGAAACGCUCUAGUCAGACGACUGCGGCCACCGCAGGUUCCUCUGCUUCAGCAGGUGCUCAGCUGCCACCGUCUCAGCACGGUGUUCAACAUCCUCCCCAUCACAUGCCCCCUCCUGACUACGGCUCUCUCGGACCACAUGGUCUUGGACAAGACCAAGAAUAUCGACAGCCAGCGAUGUAUGCAGGAGCUGUGCAAUCAGACCCAACAGCUGCGUAUGGUCAACCGCAGCCUCAGAUUUUUGAAGGGAUGUACAACCCUUAUCCUCAUUUACCACCACAGCAGCUAAUUCGAUUAUCUCGUUAA